CAACGUGCAAUCUCGCCAUUUGACAUACCUAUCCCUGAUUUGGGCCUUUUAAUACGCAGCUAAAUAAUAAAGAGAAUGCUUAAACUACUUAAAACUUGAAGUUAGAUUUAUAAAAUGUGUCAAAUGCUCCAUAAAACAUAGGUACAUAUAUUAGUUUACCAUUCGCUUAAAUAAAUUUAUUAAAAGCUGUACGUGUUGUUAUUAAUACUCCUUUACAUGUAUGAGAAGAUUAUUAAAAAAAUCGUUCAUGGCGCCAAAUUACAAAAAUCUAUGGUACAUUGGAAAAAAAUAUCAAAUUUUAAAAAAUAACGCCUUUUGUAGGUAAAUUUAAAAAUGUUUAAUUUAGUUACUUCAAAUUUCAAUAAAUCCUACAACCCAAAUGGAAAGCAAAAUGCUUUAACUGAUAUCAAAAGACUUCUAACGUCUCGACAUACUGAAGCUCAAAAUAAAGCGUGCGGUUACUUAGUAGAAGUUGUUAGUCGAUAUAAUAAAAUCUCUAAGGAAAGAUCUCGCAUGGUGGAAUAUUUACUGGAUAACGAUAUAACGGUAUUUCUAUGCGAGGCAACAUCUAAUUUGGAUUAUUCUCUUUUUAGGUCUGUCUUAUCAUGCCUGCGUCUUCUGUGGAUGGAACGCCGGUUCUUCUUUGAGGAGCACGCGUCGCACUCGAUGGCGGCAGUACUAAGGGCCCUGGCACACUACGCGGGCAGCGGCUUGCACGCCGCCGUGGAGUUGUGCCUGCAUUUCUUAUGUGAUUUAUUCGACGGCAUCAGCACAUUCGAAACCAUUUCACCUUUAUCGUAUCAAAGCGCUUAUUGCAUAGAGCAGCUGCUAGCCAGUCUGAACGUUCUAGCUUCCUGUCUCAAGACCAACCCCAAUGGUGUGCUAUCCAGCGCUUUAGUGCUGCAUGCUCUAGUUUCAUACCAACCAGAGAACUUAGAGCUUAAGGGCAGAACAGCAGUCGCCUUAGUUGAGGUCAUACAGAACUGGUUCACUUUGAUCAUGGGUGUAUUGAAUCAUUCCGUGCUCAUGGGAGAUAAAGAUAUCUCCGGUAUGUCUUACAUCGUCGUGUGCCAGUUGGGUGCGGAUGUAUUAAGACUGAUCAAAUUAUUGCUUCGCAGUGAACAUAAAACUGAUUUCGUUCAAGCCAUUUUAACGGACAGCCAUGAGAUAGAUUUGCUGAAGGAGAGCGCUUACGAAAUGCGGAAGUCCAUACGGAACAUAAUUUUAGAGCUAGUGGUUUUUACUAAGGACUAUCAGACCCAAAUUUCAACUGAAGAAUACAGUGUGUUUUUGAAGUUUCUUCUUUUAUAUUUACAAGAGAGCGGAAAUCGAGAAGUACAAUUGGAUUUCUGUGACGUUCUUUUCUCCAAAAAUUAUCUUACGAUGUUGCCGCACGCUCAGAUAGCUAUGAACGAUUUGUCAGUUCGUAAAAUGAGUACGCUGAUUCUCGGUGAAAUACUGAAAUCGUUAGCGGAUAAGUAUCUCAAUAUAGACGACUCUGGUGCCGGAAAUGAUACAUACAGUAGAGAUAUACAGAUGGGUUUGGUAGAAUUGCAAUACGGGAUAGAAAAACCGCAGAGCGUAGGCUCCUGCCUACAGAAAGGCCAGCCGUAUUGUCUUCUCAUAUACAUAUACUUCUACUGCCAGUCUACAGAGAAUCCAGAAGAGAGAAUGGCCCAGCUGUUGCCUUAUUUGGUAGAGCAUGUCCUACGACUUCCCAGGGCUUUCAAGCCACCUUCUUACAUCAUCAAAGCGUUGUGGCUUGUAUUUGCCAUGUCUUCUAUUUCUAACGGGUCUUUACAAUCGUUGGACGAGCGCAUUUACGUUGAGAAGGCGACAGAUCGUCUAGUGUCCAUGCUUUAUCCCGACCCUUCUAUGUUUUAUACACACAACCCCGCCAUUUUGUUGUGGUGCUUCACUUCGCAGAGGAUCCCUAACUACGUUCGUCUACAUGUUCUAUCGCAAUGGUUACAAAUAGAAGACUCUUUACCUUGCGAUUUAACCACUGACCCAGCAGUGUGGGAGUUGCUAUUAAACAUUUUGAUACAAAACAAAUAUAAAUCGGCCAUGAUGAAUUGUAAGGAGGCCCUAGAACAAUGCUUGGAGGAUGGCAACGAAGAGGAUAGACGGAAUUUCGCCGGAUUGGUUUGGGGAAUGUUGCCCAAUGUCUUGUCCAAAACUCUCAUAGAUUACGACUCGGAAAUAGAUACCAGCAUUUGUCCUUUAUUAGAAUUAGCUACAAGAUUGGCCCCUCUGGAAGUAGACCAGACGGUCUGCCUUAAGACAGCUGUACUUAUCACGACCAUUUUCUCCAAGAAUCUAAUCCAUUCCAAUGAGAGUAUGGAGUCGAGAUUCUAUUUCGAAUUCGUCUGCUUGAAACUCAGCCUUUAUUUACUCGGUUUGGCGAACAACCAAAAUGAUAAUAGAGUGUUGUUGACAUACACCAAUCGCGCUGGUUUCCUCCCGCUGGUGUUGACGGCGGCCAACAGCACAGACGACAGGGUAGCCUGUGCUGCAUUACAAUUGCUCUCCUAUGUAGUGCAUUACUUCACUAACAACAAAUAUUUGCCGAAAUCAGUACUACAAAUAGACACACAGUCAAUAAUAAAAUCCUUGCACGGAGACAGCACCAACGAACGAGGGGCUUGUUUAAUGCAACUAGUGUAUACGGUGCUCAACUCAGGCGUGCAUACACCGCUCGCUCUCACCUUAGAAGUGGAGAUGACACCGCCAAGAGAGAAGCAAUGUAACGCGCUCAGAGCGUUGAUGUUUAGGAUACAACUCAUGCUGUGUUGCAGGGAAUCCGAAACGCAGUCUCUAGCAGGUUGGAAAACCCUUUCAUCAGUGUUCAAAUACGCUAUUGUUUCCAAAAACGACACAAAACUAAUUGUCACCCUAACAUCUCAACCAUGGUCUCAUACGCUGAUCAAUUUUCAACUAACUCAAGCAAUUACACAAGAAUUUCUUACCUUCACACAAAAUUGGCUGACUUUGUUGAAAAUAACUAUGGAAAAGGAUUAUAAAGACAAGAAAAGGUAUCUCAGUAAGGAAAGUCUGAUUGUUAAAACAAUGCUGUCUUUAAAGAAGAGUAUAGUAAUAAUUGAAGACGAUGAUAUGGCAGAAGUUAAGCAGAAGAUUUUAACUAUUGUUAAUGAAAUUUUAGACAUAAUUUGACAGUAAGGACAACAAUGUUUAAGAUUGUUUUUGUUAUAAAUUAUUGCAAUUUUUUUUUGUUAUAUGAAUAAGAAUAGAAUCUCAUUGAUUUAUUUCAUAAAUAUUAAGCUGAGUACUUAAUGAGAAGAAAAAAUCUAUUGAUUGAUUUAAGUUUUAUCACGAGACGGCAUAUUUGUUCUGAUCGUUACAUGAUUUUAAUUUUUAUAUAAAUUAAACCUGUCCUCAUUAGAUUUAUGAUUAAAUUUGCAGUGCAUAUUUUAUUUGAAUCAUUUACGCAGUAAUUUGCCCCGUUGAUUUUACCAACUAAAAAUAAUUUUAUCACGGAAAAUGAAAUAAAACAAAUUUCAUAAAUAAUUUUGUCCAACCUACGAUUACAAAAUCUUACCAGUUUAACAAUAUUGAUAUUAAAUCGCAGAAUUGUUAUACGUCAAAAAGAUUACAUGCAUACACAAAAUAUUAAAUGACUUUCUAUUUUAUCGGUUGCCCAAAAAUAUACAAUCACUUUCCCUGCUGCACUUUCCAAAGGACGAGUGAAAUUAUAUCGAUGGGAGUUACGUGCGCAUGCGACGAAUUCAAAUGGUAAUGAAAGC
Messenger RNA from Chilo suppressalis (striped riceborer), 3764 nucleotides. NCBI's taxonomy places the organism in Eukaryota, Metazoa, Arthropoda, Insecta, Lepidoptera, Crambidae. The record is from the annotation of a GenBank genome assembly.